Messenger RNA from Penicillium olsonii, 159 nucleotides. NCBI's taxonomy places the organism in Eukaryota, Fungi, Ascomycota, Eurotiomycetes, Eurotiales, Aspergillaceae. The record is from the annotation of a GenBank genome assembly.
AUGUUUUUACAAAAUUUUAUAAACAAAUUACAAUUAGAUGCUCCACAACCAUGGGGUUUAUUUUUCCAAGAUUCAGCAUCACCUCAAAUGGAAGGUAUUGAAGAAUUACAUAAUAAUAUUAUGUUUUACUUAGCUAUUAUAAUGUUUACUGUAACAUGA